AUGAAGCUGCCGCCACAUCGACCGGGUGUGGAUCAUGAAGUCAACCUGCAGCCUGACAAGAACGGCAACGAGCCACCCCUUCCAGGAUUCAUCCGAGCGAGUAGCUCAGCGGCUGCCGCGCCGGUGCUGUUCCGCGACCGAUACCCACUGCCCCUCAUCGCGGAGACCCUGCAGAAUCUGGCCAAGGCUAAGUGGUUCACCAAGUUUGGGCUCUACGAGUGGCUCGUGUGCCCUUUCGGCCUGAGCGGCGCCCCGGCAUCAUUCCAACGAUACAUGAACAGUGUAUUGCGCGAAUGGCUGGACGACUUUGUCACAGCGUACCUGGAUGAUGUACUGAUCUACUCGAGCGGUUCGAAGGCGGAUCAUGAGGCUAAGGUGCGACGAGUUCUCCAAGCACUCGCCGACGCUGGGCUGCACCUAGACCCAGCGAAGUGCGAGUUUUCGGUACAAGAGGUCAAAUACCUUGGGUUCAUCGUCAACGCAGGGAAAGGAAUCGCCUGCGACCCCGAAAAGCAGCGCGCCAUCCGCGAAUGGGAGGCCCCGACCACGGUGAAGGGUGUCAGAAGCUUUCUGGGCUUCGCCAACUAUUACCGGAUCUUCAUCCCCGACUAUGCCAAGAUCACGCAGUCUCUGGAUGCCCUGCUUAAGAAAGAACUGCCUUUCAUUGGGGACGAGCGGAGAACGAGGCGUUUCAGGAGCUGA
Messenger RNA from Hirsutella rhossiliensis, 702 nucleotides. Its product is annotated as reverse transcriptase (RNA-dependent DNA polymerase) domain-containing protein. Bases 1 to 702 code for a protein of 233 amino acids. The transcript has 4 exons. The record is from RefSeq and is a predicted model, not a curated record. NCBI's taxonomy places the organism in Eukaryota, Fungi, Ascomycota, Sordariomycetes, Hypocreales, Ophiocordycipitaceae.